Messenger RNA from Anneissia japonica, 3691 nucleotides. RefSeq lists its product as uncharacterized. The record is from RefSeq and is a predicted model, not a curated record. The transcript has 7 exons. Gene Ontology annotation, biological process: carbohydrate metabolic process. The coding region runs from base 1686 to 3239 and encodes 517 amino acids. NCBI's taxonomy places the organism in Eukaryota, Metazoa, Echinodermata, Crinoidea, Comatulida, Comatulidae.
UCCCGAUUGUCUAUUUUUUUAAAUAAAAUAUAUACCAAAAGACAAUGCAAACAAUAUUUUCGAUAAAUAUUGUUAGAAGUAACGAUAGUUGAUAAUGUAUUGUAGGCCUAAAUGUUUUAAAGUAACGAGAGUAACUAAUUUCACUAAAUAUUUAUUACGAAAGUGGGCGAAAAUAGAAGAAAAGAAUUUUAUUGUGAGAACACGUCAUGUACAUACAGUUGUUUUAAUGCCUCGUGCUUUCUGGUUUAACAUUUCUACGUAAAAUAUCGCAAUAAUAAUAACGCAAAAGAAAAAAGUAAUUGUUUGUUUAGUCUUGUUUUUGUUUUUAAUUCAACACUGUCUGUGCGAUUUUAAAAGGGUGUUUUUGAAGGAAAUCAAUUUGAUCGGGAUAAUCAUAAAUGUAAGGAACCGUUACGUCGGCCGUUGGUGUGAAAAACCUUUGGAUGUUUUGAUUUGCUUCAAUAUUUGGUCAGCCGUGUAGAAAUUGAAUACCGUGUAACCACCCGCUUAUAAGUACCUUUGUACAUUUUACAAGCCAGCGUCUGACCAGAGGUAUACAGUGUUGUAUAGGCACAUCAUUUGAACACUGGGGCGGAUCCAGGCGGACAUUAACGUCCUAAUAAUAAUUAAUUAUUAAACGCCAAUCCGUCGACAAAGAACGCAGGUAAGCAUAUCCUGGCAUACUACAGUUAUGUAGUUUCGUUGAUUUAGAAUACAACAUUUAUUAAAGUUUUGUUGUUUCCCUUAAAGUUACAAGUUUUUUCUCAUUGAGAUACAGUUUUAUUUUAUUUCACCGAUUGAGCAGUGCGUGAGUUCACGCUUUCUUAAAACACGAUGUUAAAACCUGUAUAUUUAUCAAUCUUAACCAAAAUUUGGACAAUUAUCGCUAUACUUACAGUGUAUAAAGGUCAGUAUAUAUAGGCCUUAUUAAACAAAUCUCUCAUGAUGUAUAUUUUAAAUAUUUUUGUAUGCGGUUCCAUGUGGUCGUCGUGUUUUAGAGAGUUUAAAAUCCAUCAGACUGGGUCCGCAAUAACAUAAGCAAGUAAAACGAAUAAUAUACAGUAGCCAGGGGCGGAUCCAGAGAUUUUCUGACGGGGAGGGGAGACAAUAUGAAGUUCACGCCGCCACGAUCACCUUAGCCCCCACCAAUAAUUGGUAAAAAAUCGAGCUCUCCUUUCGCCCAUUGCUGUAUCGCCAAUGAACUCAUGGGUGCACUCCCUUUUUAGCUCUUCCUCUCCUUAACUCAAAUUUUGUCACCCUCUAUUUUAUAUUUCGGCUUGACUGACGUGGGCACGGGCCCACAUGCCCCCCCCCCCACCGCUGGAUCCGCGCCUGAGUAGCUCAUUAUUAACAGCAUGUAUAAUCUAAAUCAUAACGAAUACUCAAACAAAAUUGUAGCAUAUCUCAUGACUCAAUCUAGUCUAUUGAAAAAGGUUAGGCCUAUAUUCGACCUUUUCAUAAAGUAAACAAAUUUAAUAUUGAAACCUCGUUAAAUCCAACACGUACGCUUUGAUCAAUCGUGUCGUGUUUGUGUGAUUUAGGAGGCAUUUGUCUACAAGCUAUUAAACUACUGUAAUGAGACCGGGUCCAAACUCUAUCUAAAAAUCAAUUAAUUAUAGGGUCAUGGACUUCAACCUUUACGAUGACUCCGACUUCACAAGUAAAACUACCGGUCGUUAUUCAAAAUGAAAACCGGUCGCUUGAGAAAUAGACUGCCAUGCCUACUUGUUUUAGUGUUGGUUCCAUUUGGCUUACUCUCAAUUUUCUAUACUUAUAACUCGAAGUUACGAGCGAUUAAGAAACCCAGCUUGCAAUAUGCAGAAGUCGUUACGAUCAUUAAAAAGUCAGGCCUACAAGUAAACCAGCCACAGGAAAAUCAACCAGAGCCACAAAAGAAAACACAAACACAGAGGAAGAUAUUCCUUGACUGUGGAGCAAACGUGGCAUCCUCAGUACAGUUCUUUCGCGAAACGUAUCCUGAUGGGAAGAAUUUUAUUAUUCACUCAUUUGAAAUCGAUGAGAGAUUGGCGCCAUAUUUCAAGCCAUACUCCAACCACGUGCUUCACUGCCCUGUCGGUGUGACGUCACAGAAUGGCAGUAUGACGGCAUACACGGAAUCUGCUUGGUCGCCAAAUAAGGGAAAAAAUAAUGGAAUAGAUAUGCAGUGGGGAGGUGGGACACUUUAUGUUGAUAGAUUUGAAAAAGCUGACAUUACAACCGGUGGCAAACGAAAGCUGAGUCAUCGUCGACGCAUUCCCACCAUCGACCUCUCUAUGUGGAUUCAAACGAAUACAAGAAUUGAGGAUUAUGUUAUCCUAAAAUUGGACGUAGAGGGUGCUGAAUUUGAGAUUUUCAAGAAAAUGUUGAAGGACGGAACUUUUAAAUGGAUCGAUAAGCUGUAUGGCGAGUAUCAUUUUCAUCAACCAAUCGAAAUGGCCGCCAGUACGAAACGUUCCAUUAUGUAUGAAGUUGAAAAAAGGGCAAUGAAAUUGAAACAAUGGGGUGCAGAAUAUCGAACGUAUUCCGACUUCGGGGAACUCCACCCAAUAAAGGUACCGCCGGGCACAUCUGGUAAGCCUGGUGUUGUCUAUAGCAUAUGUACCGCUGGUGAUAAAAGACAAAAAGUAGCUAUUGCCAUUGAAGUAGGCAUGAACAGAAAAUUAGCAGAGAAAGUGAUUGCCACAGUGAUGGCAUAUAAACCCGAAAUUCCGGUCACUCUCUUCGUGUACGGCGACUUUGUGGAGGAGUACCCGUCCCUUGUAGAGUCUUGGGCCAGCCGAUUUGAGAUAGGCAUACGGGGUAACCAUCCAUAUCCCCAUGGUCAUGCAGAAAUGAUUAUGGGUAACUGGAUUAAAGAGGCAGGAAUUAGUGCCGAGUUACGAUUGGAGGAGAUUGGUGUGGUUACCAGGUUCUAUAUGCCACCCUGUGACGUAACAGAUAUUAUACGAGGGCAAGGAAGACAUCGAGAGUGGCGCAUAAUUAAACCAAGUUCAAGUUUUCCACCAACUUACGAGCCACUGCUAACUGUUGCCAAGUACUACAAAUACCGUGAUGUUGAACGCGUGCCGAAAGCACUACGCAUGAUCAACGACCAACUAGUGACAUCAAAAGGUGGUGUUCUUAGUCUAAACACUGACCACCCAGAUUCAUAUAUGAUCAUUGUAUUUUUACUUGACUACCUUGUUGAAAACUCAGGUUACGAGUUAGUCACAAUGGAAGAUUGUAUAUCUGAAGUAUGAAAUUUUGUGCAGGGCCUACUGAAAACCCAAACCAAGGUGGGGCUGAAGAAAUGAAGGUGGCCUAUUUGUUGAGGAAUGACUAAAUGCCGACGCCAAUUACAUGAUGAUGCUGUUUAUAAGAUUAGUUUCGUUUGUGCUUUAGAUUUUAUAAAAGUCAAAAUAAAAACAGUAUGGCCAUGUUAUUCUUCAAGCAUGGUCUUACUAUUUUUAAGGUACAAAAUUAUUAUUUAAAACUCAGAAAGUGGGUUUUUGAAAGAGCAUAAAAGUAUUUCGAAUUCUUCAAAAUAUAUAUUUUUGCAAAAAAAAGAGAAAAAAACACCGACUCUAGAAUUUUGAGAUGAGCUUGGGCAUCAAAAAGUUUUAUUUUGGCAUAAUUCCAUCUUGUAAUUGACAAUUGCUUUUGGAUACAUAGAAAAUCAUUAAUCAACUUAUUAAAUUAUAUUUUCUACUCA